UGUUCCCCCUACCUCCUCUACCGGUGUGACAUUCUCCUCCAAUUAUGCAUCACCAAGCCGGACAUCUUUGCCAUAUUCUUUGUUUCCGAAUAUUCCACAGAUGUUUCCAUGGUCGACUCCGGUCCCUGUGCAGCCCAUACCUCUGGAACCGCCACCCUUCUCGGCUGGAUCAUCGUUUGCCGGUCCCACUUUUGUCGGCUCACCUGGUGUCUCCUCUGUCAUCCCUCCCUCUCGCACACCAGCAGCCAGCCCGACUGGUUCACUCCUCACAGAUCUCGCCCAGAGUAUCUCUCAUGUGGCAACUAAUGUCACAAAUAUUGUAACUACCAAAUUAUUAGCGGUGGAAAACUACACUACCUGGCGCACACAGUUCGAAUCGUUUUUGGUGUCCCAAGCUCUCCUUGGCAUGGCUGAUGGCUCCAUUCAGGUACCACCUGCUUAUUCCAUAGAUGCUCUUAACUCCCAAUCCCGAAUUUUCUACUUGGUUAAGAAUUGAUCAAACCAGCCGUUCAUGGUUAUUUGCAACCCUAUCUAGGGAUGUUCUUAUCGAUGUACGUGAUUUAAAACAUUCAUAUGAAAUUUGGGAGCGGUUGGAGUCUCGGUUUAUGUCUGCCAGUUUAGCGAGAUCUAUGGAAUUAAAGCGUUUAUUUAAUCAAAUUAAAAAGAAACCUGAUCAGUCCAUGGAUAAUUAUUUGCGAGAAAUUAAAACAUUAGCUGAUGAUCUUGCCACAAUCAAUUGCCCUGUCCCUCGGCGUGAAAUUUUAAAAACUACUAUUAUGGGACUAGGACCUGAGUAUGAAUCUUUAUUCACUGAUGUGUCCUUAUUUGGACAAAAUUUCCCGUUUGAGACUCUCCGUAAUCAUCUUCUUGAGUUAGAGCAGCGAGUCCUUUAUCUCCGCUCCCAGGAGUCCCAAUCCCUUCAUCAGGCGUUUGGCGCGGCUGUUUCGUCUCCCAGGUAGUCGUCUGGGCAACAGCCGACUCAGCAGAAUUCCGGAUCCACUUACCCGGUCGGGCAGCAGGCUUACCCGGUCGGGCACCCUCGGCAGAACGGCGCUCCGCAACGCGGGCGAGGACGUGGGCGCGGCAGAGGCCGCGGAGGCAGGGGGCGUGGCCGAGGACAGCAGCAGCAGGCAUAUUGGUUCCCCCAGGGGCAGCCAGUUUAUUACCCCGGAGGGGGUGGGCAGCCGAGUACACCUGCAGGGGGUGUGACAUCUACGGGUACUGUUAUUUGUAAUUCUGCUGUGUCACAUUUAAAUAUUAAUGCUUUACCUAUCUGUGUUACUAACCGUAGUCAUACAGGCUUGCCAUCAGACGGGGGUAUUCUCGGAUCUGUUCCCCAUCCUGUUGUCUGUCAAAUUUGUUUUUCUGCAGGUCAUUCUGCCAUUAACUGUCCUUCUCGUUUCACACAACCGACGUCUCCUGCUCUGUUGACUACUCCCGGUGACACUACUCCUGCUCUAUGGUUUCCUGAUUCAGGAGCUUCUACUCAUAUGACUGCAUCUGAAGGACAAAGCGACGGGGGAAAUACUUCUGCGAGCUACUAGUAGUGGGCCACUUUAUCCUCUUCAUCUGCCGUCAUCAUCACCAUUAGUUUUUGCUUCCGUUUUAGCUUCUGGCCCUGUGUGGCACCGUGUAGAUUAGGUCACUGUGGUGAUAGUACUUUAAAGUUUCUUAAGAGAAAACAAUUUUUAUGUAGUCAUACUCCCUUUACUCAUGAGUGUGUGGCUUGUCGCUUAGGAAAAUCACAACGUUUGCCUUUUAUGGAUGCUAGUCAUAAUUCUGUUUUUCCAUUGGAAAUUAUUCAUUCUGAUGUAUGGCAGUCACCUGUGUAUUCAAAUUUGGGAUUUAAGUAUUAUGUAUGUUUCAUUGGUGAUUUUUCUCGUUAUACCUGGAUAUAUCCCAUGUGUCACAAAAAUGAAGUUUUCAUGCACUUUAAAAAUUUUAAAGCUUUGGUUGAAAAUCUUUUUAAUCAGAAAAUUAAAAAUUUUCAAAGUGAUGGGGGAGGUGAAUUUGUUAAUAAUAAUAUGCAGCAAUUUUUUUCUGCUAAUGGCAUUUAUUUUAGAAAAUCUUGUCCUGA
Molecule: messenger RNA, 2077 nt
Organism: Cuscuta europaea
Lineage: Eukaryota; Viridiplantae; Streptophyta; Magnoliopsida; Solanales; Convolvulaceae
Source: the annotation of a GenBank genome assembly